AUGUCAGAAGAUUGUUCGGCAAUAAUACCUCGUGUAGAAUAUGAUUCAACAUUUAAUAUUUUUAACGGAUUAGUAAUACCUGUUUUAAAUGGUGUUCCAACAGAAAAUUCUUCUCAAUUUAAUUCUUUCGAUGAUCUUAAACAUGCAAUUGAAACAACACCACGUUCAAAUUUAGUCAAUGUACAUUUAGUACAACCUAUUUCUACUUCUGAUUCAUAUGUACCAUCAGCUACAGUUUUGUCUGCGUAUGGGACAGACAACAAGAUAAAUUCUAUAGAUAUUCUGAAACGGUGGUUAUAUAUUUAUCAACAAUUUUAUGCACGAAAUGUUCGGGUCCUCGGAUAUGCUACCGACGGUGAUCCGAAAUAUUUGCGCGCUAUGCGCUUAGCAUCAAACUUUUUUGUUAACACUCAAACACUUGAUAUCUGUAAUGAUAAGUUAUUGUUCACCGUGAAAAUUCCAUCAACAUGGUCGAAUUGGUAUUUCUUAGGACAAUCUCAAUUGUUUAUAUUCUUGCAAGAUGGUACACACUUAUGUACGAAGAUUCGUAAUCGUGUAUUAUCUAAACAUGUACAAUUAAAAAUGGGAUUAUAUAAAGUAUCAAUCAAACAUCUUUAUGACCUCAUCAAGAAUACAAACAAGAUGGAUCAUAAUUUGUCAAAAUCUGACUUGAAUAUCCAUGAUAAACAAAAUUUUAUUUCUUGUCAACGUAUAUCUAGUGAUAGUGUAUUAAAUCUAUUAAUGAUCAAUGAUCAAUGGAAAGCUACAUACAAUUAUAUGUUGAUUUUGAAUUUGUUAAUAAUGACAUAUACACAAUCGAAAAUUUCUUUACUGGAUAGAGUAUUUUACGCUUGGAUUGUAGUUUUCUAUGUUCGAUUAUGGAGAAUAUGGUUACGUAUUACUAAAAAAAUUCGUAAAUCAUCUGUUAAAAUCAACAAAAAAUCUAAUGAACAAAGUUAUUUCAUUACAUCAAAUGCAUUGAUAUCAUUAGAAUUAAAUGCUCACUCUUUGAUUUACCUUUAUUUGUUAAUAGAACAUGAUAUUCUUCCUCAAUCAGUUGCUGAUAAUGUUCAUUUGUUUUCAUCACAACAUUGUGAGAAUAUAUUUCGUGACGCACGAUCAUUAUCAGGAAUUUACUCUACCCGAAUUAAUUUCACUAUCAAGCAAUUUCUUAAAAGAAUAGAUAAACUUAAUGCUCUUACAGAGCUCAAACAAUUUGAAUUAACAAAUGAAUACGAUAAAAUUAUUUUUCCGGUUCACCACAAAGUUAAAAGACUUAUUGAUGAUACUGGAUCGAAAAUUAAUGAGAAAAAUAUUUAUUUUCAUGUGGAUUAUGUCGAAGAAAUCAUCUUCAAAGCUUAUGAAGUAGCACAACAAAUGGCAGAAAAUGUAGGAAUGAAUGUUGAUCUAACUAGAAAUAAUCUGUUCGAUAUUCAACAAUCAUCACAAAUAGCAAAACAACUAUUAAAAUUGAAUAGUUUGACUGAAGAAGAAACACUUGUCAUUGAUGACAAAGACAGUGAUGAAGAAGAUGACGAUGAUGAAUGCGGUGGUGAUGAAGAAGAUGAUGGUCAUGAUGAACGUGGUGGUGUUGAAGAAGAAGAUGGGGAUCAUGAUGGCCAGGAUGCCGAACAAGAAGAAGAAGAUGAUGAUGAAUAUGAAUAUGACAUUGAAGAGGAGAACGAUGUAGAAGCUAAUGAUGAAGAAGAUGGUAUUGAAGAAUCAAACAACAGCAAUGAUGACCAUAUUGUAUCAGAAGAUGAUGCAAAACCAACAUCAAGUUUUGAAAACGUCCAAGCCAUAUCAUACUCAGGUGUCUAUCAAAGAAUGGAGUUUUAUCUAGAUUGUUAA
This is a messenger RNA of Rotaria sordida, 1851 nucleotides long. Lineage: Eukaryota; Metazoa; Rotifera; Eurotatoria; Philodinida; Philodinidae. The record is from the annotation of a GenBank genome assembly.